Suillus paluster is the source of this 1911-nucleotide messenger RNA. RefSeq lists its product as uncharacterized. The transcript has 5 exons. The record is from RefSeq and is a predicted model, not a curated record. Bases 1 to 1911 code for a protein of 636 amino acids. NCBI's taxonomy places the organism in Eukaryota, Fungi, Basidiomycota, Agaricomycetes, Boletales, Suillaceae.
AUGGCUCAACAUGGAGACAACUUUAUCCUGCGUGACAAUUCAGAGAUCAAUCCAAGUCCCCAAAACCUUGCCACAGCACUCGUUGUAAUCGGGCGGACCGCCCGCAAGUACAUGACUGAGCUGGACGCACAUACUAGCACUGACUUUGAGGUUGCAAUCUUUUCUAGUUUUAUCACUCGCGGGACUCCCAUUUCGCAAGGCCCAACUGUGCCAGAACAUCGUGCUAAUUUAGAGAACAGGCUUAAUACUUCAUUGGCAUACAGGCCAUACAGGCCAUACACCUCUUUCACUCCACGUGAACGACAUUCCAGCCACUCUCCGCACCGUGUGUCCAAGUCUACCCCUCAAUCCCACCCAUUAAAUAUCGCCUCCCUCCAAUCCACUACACUCACCGGCUCUUCAUGUGGCCCCACCAAGUCUUUGUCCCCGCCUCCUGCUACCAUUUCAUUCACGUCCCCUGGCCCUUCAUCCAUCCCAAUAGCAUCUCUAGAUAUCUCUGCUGCACUCGUUCAUCCAUCUUCUCCGACAACUGCCCAGAUAACCAUCACCGACGCUCAACAAAACAAUACUCCCAUGCGCAAUACUCCUAUAAACGGUGAGCCACCUUCCCAUGCCAAUCGUGAAAUUCCAAUGGAUCAAGAUGUGCCAGCAGCCACUCCACUCCCGCUCAUCAGCCCUAUAACCCAUUUGGAACCAGCGUCCGAUAUUCCUACAAGUUCUGGACGACACAGAGCACUGCCCUUGCCGCUCAUCACAGAAAAUUAUCUGGGACAGUUGGUAAAUCAGCAAGUUGCUCAACUGUCCGACAAGGUAGUUGUGCCUGCUCUCAGGAGCAUCCACUCUACCUGCUCUCACACCACUCCACCUGCUCUCACACGCGCCUGGAAACAUCGUGGGUCAUCUGAAGAUGACGAUGCUAGCCAGCCUGAUUGUGACGACAAUCUAACACCUUCUCCUCACAGGAAGCACCCGGGGAAGCGGGGCAUCAAGAAUCAAUUACAUCGCUCAUUUCGGAUAUAUCUACGGGAGAAACAUCUUCUACGAUCCAAGACUGGUCCCUUGCCACAAUCACCUCUGUCACAAAUGGUUCACGCUUUUACUCAUUACAAUGAAAGCUCACCAAGUUUGGGCAACAUCACCAUCGACUGGCAAGACUCUUUGAGAUCCUCUCUAUGGAAUACAGAGGUGAUCAACUUGAUGGUGGUGGACUUUCAAGAAAAAAUUCAGACAGGUAGUUAUCCAUCGGUAAUUUUCAAUGAAGAUACAAUGAACCUCGGCGACUUGCGCCUACUCUGCAUCGACAAACUUCGUCGAACUCAGCAAGCCUAUCGACAGCGCAGCAAGAUAGAAGAAUUUAGAGACAUUCAAGAGAGGGAGGAAGCUACUCGUGAACUGUCUUCUCAUAGCACUCGGAGGCAAUGUCUGGAUAGGCUUAACACUUGCAAGCAUGGGACGCUCGAAAGAUGUCAAAAAAUCGCCGAACAAAAUCACCACCGCAAUCCUCAAACCUGGGACACAAUCAAGCGCAUCAUUGACCGGUUGGAUGUUGAUGGCAUGAGCGGGGAUGAAACAGACACUGCUAUAGGUGCGAAACCAAAGAUCGUGAGGCGUGUGACUCUCCCGUGGAUCAGCCCAGCAAUCACUGAUCUACUUCAUGCAGUUGAGUCCUACGCACCUGCAACAUAUGAGGAAAAUAUGUCAGUUCCAGUUGGUAAUACCUCGCUCCCCCGCUCCAUGGAGGCGAAACGCACCUCUAACAAUUCUAUUGCAAUCGCAUGGCUCCCUCGUAAUUGGUAUAAUGACAUUUGGUACAAAGCCAAUUCAAGCGGUGCUUGGGCAUUUAUUGAUGCUCGCAAGGACUUCGAAUUACUGUGCUUGGAUGUUUAUCAUUCUGCCAAUGUCCAUCGAUGA